Toxotes jaculatrix (banded archerfish) is the source of this 2285-nucleotide messenger RNA. RefSeq names its product caspase-6-like. Lineage: Eukaryota; Metazoa; Chordata; Actinopteri; Toxotidae. The transcript is spliced from 8 exons. Gene Ontology annotation, biological process: proteolysis; apoptotic process. Bases 70 to 975 code for a protein of 301 amino acids. The record is from RefSeq and is a predicted model, not a curated record. Gene Ontology annotation, cellular component: cytoplasm.
UCGGUGUUGUAUUGACGAAGCAAAUUCAUUUUUCACUGGAAUCAGUCGGUGUGGAGACAACCUGAGAACAUGUCCAACACGGCAGCAGACAGCUGUGAAGGAAGUGUUGCUAAAGACAACAGAACCGAAACAGACAGGGCAGCAAGCAUGGAGAACGUAACAGAGACCGAUGCCUUCUUCAGGAGCUCUUUAGCUUUAGAUCCUGCAGAGGAGUACAAGAUGAACAACAAGCGACGAGGCCUCGCACUCAUCUUUAACCAGGAGCACUUCUUCUGGAAGCUGGGGUUGAGCGACAGGCAUGGAACCAACGCUGACUGCUACAACUUGCAGAAAAGACUGUCAGAGCUGGGCUUUGAAGUGAAGUCUUACAAUAACUACAAAGAAAACGAGGUUCUUCAAAUAAUCAACGAAGCUGCAGGGGCCAAUCAUUCAGAUGCAGAUUGCUUUUUGCUCGUCUUCCUGAGCCACGGCGAGAAUGACCACGUUUACACCUAUGAUGGCAAGAUCAGCAUUCAGGACAUCACAUCCAUGUUCAAAGGAGACAAGUGUAGGAGUCUUGUAGGGAAGCCAAAGAUCUUCAUAUUACAGGCAUGCCGUGGAGACAAACAUGAUGACCCAGUGACCGCCUGUGAUGCUGUGGACAGUGAGAUAAAGACUAACGAGGUGGUGGUGGACGCCAGCGCUAUAUACACCCUCCCUGCUGGAGCUGAUUUCAUCAUGUGCUACUCUGUGGCUGAAGGCUACUAUUCCCACCGGGAGACCAUCAACGGAUCCUGGUAUGUCCAGGAUCUGUGUGAGGUGCUUAGAAAGUAUGGAGAUUCCCUUGAAUUCACAGAGUUACUCACACUGGUCAACAGAAAAGUGUCAAUGAGGAGCGUUGGGAACUGUAGUGACCGGAGUGCCAUCGGGAAGAAGCAAGUACCUUGCUUUGCUUCAAUGCUCACCAAGAAACUCUACUUCCGACCAAAGAAAUAACCCUUUCAGAUCUCAGUCAUUAAAUGAGCUGGCUUUUUAAUAAUGCCUGGGAACCAGGUUGUCUUUAAGGGAGAUUGUUUUUUUUUAAAUUGCUGUUUUUCUCUGGUCCUCUACAGUAUGGUGCUCAUGAGCACUAUUUUAUACAUACGCACUCAAUAAUCAGCUGAUUGACAGAUUUCUUUUUUCCAGUGAAAUCAGUGGUUAUGAAAUAACAGGAACAGCGUGUAUUCACAUGAACUGAAGAAACAUGAACAUUCCUGAUGCUUAUCUACCGUCAGCUCACACUAAUCUGGUUUCUCUCUGCAAAUGUAAAUUUACAGUAGAUUAGAUAAGGUUAUAAUGGAAUCCAACACAACAGCCCCGCAGUAAUUCAAAGAUAACUCUGCAAUACGAUUUUUUUUGCGCAUUUGUGCCAGAAAUGUGCAGACUCAAGCCAAGGGUAAUUUUUGAGACCGUAUUUCAUGUUUUUCUUUUAUCAGAUUAUAUAAUUAUUAGGUGUUUCUGUUAUUUUAUCCAACCACUGUAGCUCCAUACACGCUUUUGCACUUUCAAGAAAUUGCUUUUAAACUGCGGAGGAUUAUCAUGGACCACAUUCUGUGUUAGGUACCUUUCUUGGCCUUUUGUGGUAUUUUAGCUUGCUUAAUUAAUCCAGUUUUAAUUACUGUGGUAACACUGAAAUGCUGUCUUAUUCCCUAGCUGAUUUUCUUUUAUCUUAAGCCAAGAAAAGUUUGACAUUACUGGUGUUACUGACUCAGGCAAGUUUUCCUCAGCCUAAACAUUCUGUCAGGUGAGGUUUUUUUUUCUUUUGCUGUGAAGUCAGUUGGGAGAAUUUAUUUUCCAACUUGCCACAUCUUGCGAGGCAGAUGACAUAACAGCAUGACAACCACAUAAUACUACGUGUAAUGAUUUCGUUCACAUCUGGGUUUAAUGCUUAAAUGUGUCUCUAUAAGCAGCAACGAUCGAGUAAAAUCUGUCACAACAGAUUAUCAGGGCACAACGCAAACGUGCUGUUUGUUCAAGCUCGCUCCAUCAAAAAGGGAAUUCAUGUUUGUGCUGUUCUUUGUGUCGUAGCGGUUUACAGUACUAAAUUUAAUAAUGCGUAUUUGCACCCAAAACAGAAACAAACACUGCGUGGCAAGUACCUCAGGGAGAGAAGGGGUGUCGUUUUAAACGUACUGUGGACCUAAAACACUUUCAGCUGUGUCACAUGAUCUGUAACUCAGGAAAAACAAAGCUAUCAGCAAACACUGAUCCUGUAUUUUUGUGGUCAUACUGUUGUGACAUUUUACAAUAAAUUCUGUGUGACAUUA